Messenger RNA from Gaeumannomyces tritici R3-111a-1, 1824 nucleotides. RefSeq lists its product as hypothetical. Gene Ontology annotation, molecular function: transmembrane transporter activity. The record is from RefSeq and is a predicted model, not a curated record. Gene Ontology annotation, biological process: transmembrane transport. The coding region runs from base 1 to 1650 and encodes 549 amino acids. NCBI's taxonomy places the organism in Eukaryota, Fungi, Ascomycota, Sordariomycetes, Magnaporthales, Magnaporthaceae. The transcript has a single exon.
AUGGCGGCAGACAAAAAAGAAACGACCGGCGGCGUCACGGUCCCGCCGGACGGCCUGACGAGCCAGGACACCACCACGACCACGACCACGACCACGACUACGCUGCCCACCAUGCGCGUCAUCGGCAUCCUCAUCUCGCUCAUGCUCGCCGUCUUCCUCUUCGCCCUCGACCUAACCAUCCUGGCCAACGCCGUGCCGGCCAUCACAUCCACCUUCCACAGCCUGGCCCACGUUCCGUGGUACGGCAGCGCUUUCUUCCUCACAUCAGCGCCGGCCCAGUGCGCCUACGGCAAGGUCUACUCGCACUUUGACCACAAGCGCUCGUUCCUGGUCGCCGUCGCCGUCUUCGAGGCCGGCAACCUCGUCUCGGGCCUGGCCGUCAACAGCCCCAUGCUGAUCGCGGGCCGCGCCCUUAGCGGCGUGGGCGGCGCCGGCAUCAUCACGGGCGCCUUCACCAUUAUCGCCAGCAUCGCCCCGCCCAACAAGACGCCGCUGUACAUGGGCAUCCUCGGCGGCACCUUUGCCAUCGCCAGCGUCGUCGGCCCGCUACUGGGCGGCGUUUUUACGUCCCGCGUCUCUUGGCGCUGGUGCUUUCUUAUUAACCUACCUAUCGGCGCCAUCGCCGUCGCCCUCUUCGUGUUUCUCUUCCGCACUCGCUACUCGGCGUCCGCCAUCCAAACGCCCCUCAACACCCUACCGCUACGCGAAAAACUCCUCCGCCUCGACCCGGCUGGCAUCAUGCUCGUCGUGUUGGGCCUGGGCUGCUUCACGCUCGCCAUGCAGCUGGGUAGCGAGGCGGGUGAUUGGCACCAGCCGGGCGUCAUCGGCAGCUUCGCCGCGUCCGCCGCCGUCCUCCUCUCCUUCACGGCGCUCGAGUGGCGGCUCGGCGACCGCGCCAUGGUGCAGUACCGCCUACUGCGCCACGGCCUAAUCGCCGGCAACGCCACCGUCAUAUUCUUCAUCGCCACCGCCUACUUUCCACUCACGUACUCGAUGCCCAUCUACAUGCAGGCCGUGCUGGGCGCGUCAGCGUUCGACAGCGGCAUCUGGACCAUCCCCUUCAUCCUGGGCAUGUCCAUCGUCGUCAUCGGCGUCAACAUGACCAUCCCGCGCUUGCCGUGGGUGCUGUGGCUGGUCGCCGGCCCCGUCGUCAUCACCGCCGGCGCCGCGUGCCUGUACACCAUGGACCUCGAGACGCCGCUCGCCCGCCUGCUGGGCUUCCAGCUGCUGACGGGCGCGGGCAUCGGCAUGGUCCUGCAGGUGCCCAUGGUGGCCAACCAGGCGCUGCUGGCGGGCACCGACGACGUGCCCGCCGUCAUCGGCAUGACCCUCUUCUCCGAGACGGUCGGCACCGUGCUCUUCAUGCCCGCGGUGCAGGCGUCUCUCGUCGACGCCCUCGUCGCCCGCGUUGCCGCGUCGCCCGCGCUGGCGGCUGCUGGUGUCACGCCGCGCCGCGUGCUCGAGGUUGGCGCCGAGAGCAUCCGGGAAAAGAUUCCGGAGAGCCUGGUGCCCGAGGUGCUGGCUUGCUACAUGGCUGGUGUCCGCGUCGCGUUCCUGAUUGAGCUGGUGUGCGCCGCUACGUGUUUGUUUGCCGCCGUGAUGGUUCUCGGCAUGUACCUGACGCAGAGACACCGCAAACAAAAUGCAUGAGUUUGUUCGCAGGACGGGGGAGGGAUCUUAAUUCUGUAUUCAACAAGGUAAGGAAUGACAGUCAACCAGGUCAUUCGGGCUUGUAUAAAAGAACUACAGCAAUAGAAUUUAUCUAUUAAAGUGAACUGCGACUUGUCCUCGCACCGUCCACGCCUCAAAUAUUUUGCGUUUGUA